Molecule: messenger RNA, 636 nt
Organism: Nerophis lumbriciformis (worm pipefish)
Lineage: Eukaryota; Metazoa; Chordata; Actinopteri; Syngnathiformes; Syngnathidae
Source: RefSeq, a predicted model, not a curated record
AUGGCGUCCCUGUUGACAGAUCCGCUGUUUGAAAUCGCCGGACGGGGUCCCUCGACUAAUAAAAACUACUACAACUGUGUCGUUACCAAGGAAGACGUGAUCUGGAGAUGGUGGACGAUAUCUCCUCGAGCUGUGUACAGGCUUUCGAAGCCCGGUCAACUCAUCAUGUCACAUGAGGACUUCCUGGAUGACAGCAAAUUACAAAAUGAUCUGGGCAUGAUCUUUGGCCGCGGCGCCUUGAAGUACACCAAGGCUCUAUGCCAAGGCCAUUUCGAUUACCUGGAACGUCUCCCCGACUCCUUACUUCUGCAGAUCGUCAACUAUCUGGAGCUGGAAGACGUGGGUCAACUGGGACGAACUUCGCGUAGGUUCCGGCAGCUGUGCGGUUCCGAGGAGUUCUGGGAGCAGGCGGUGCGGCGAUGCUGCAAAACGGUUUCCCCCGAAGUAGCCGCCCUGGCGCGAGAGGUGGGUUGGCGCAACAUUUUUUUCACCAACAAGUUGCAGCUGCAGAAGCUGAUCGGCCGCCGGAGGCUGAGGGCCGAAGAGGAGAAGGCCGAGCACGGGAAAAGGCCGAGCGAGACGGCUCGUUCCGACCUCAAAGCGCCGGCCGCCGUGGAGCGCACCAUGGAGGGAUGA